Drosophila hydei is the source of this 834-nucleotide messenger RNA. RefSeq lists its product as uncharacterized. The record is from RefSeq and is a predicted model, not a curated record. Bases 1 to 834 code for a protein of 277 amino acids. Lineage: Eukaryota; Metazoa; Arthropoda; Insecta; Diptera; Drosophilidae. The transcript is spliced from 6 exons.
AUGGUGCAGAGCCAGGCGACAAGGGGAACUAUCUGGGGCAAGGCACUGGGACUCCUGAACGAGCUAAAAACUUUGCAAGGCGACGGCAAACAUGGACGCACUCUGCACCCCCACAAAAGCGUUGUGCCGCAGGAGAUCGAGUCGUUCCCGUGCACGGGCAAUGCCAGCCUCCAACUGCCGGUCAAUGUCAACAUGGUAGUGCAAGGGCCUCCCCGGUUUAACGACACCCGACUCCACUUCAAGCGCAACAAGAUCUGUGCCAAAGGCAUCUCACCUGAGCCGAAUCAGUCACCUGCCCCUGCCCACGCUCCCUCCCAGGGCCCAGCACUGAUGAGCGCCGCCGCCUGUGCUUUGGGCUUAGUCCUGGCCGUAGGCCUUGUGGCUAGCAUGAUGUAUGUGCGGGCUCGCAAGCAGCUACGCCAGGAUUCGCUACACACCAGCUUCACAACAGCAGGUUAUGGCAGCCAUCAGAACGUGUUCAUUCGCCUUGAUCCUCUCGGACGGCCCCCGAGUGCCACCGGCUCCUACGCGACCAUUGCCAGCCUCAACAAAUAUCCAACGGAGACCAAAAAGCUUCCGCAGCCCACACCCUAUGCCACCGCCCUGCUGCCAAUGGGCAACCAGGCCGGCGAGACCAUUUACUCGAAGCCAGAAUCGGUAUGUCCCUCGAGGAUUUCUUACUACGCCUCCUCGCAGCUAACCCAGGCCACCAGAUCCACUCCGCUGCCAAUUUGCGGCACUCACCACACCAGACCAGACGAUUGCUCCCAAGGCAGCAGCUGCGUCUACGUCCACAUACAAAUCCCGACUCGAGCCACCUUUCCACGUCGAUAA